Molecule: messenger RNA, 1662 nt
Organism: Limanda limanda (common dab)
Lineage: Eukaryota; Metazoa; Chordata; Actinopteri; Pleuronectiformes; Pleuronectidae
Gene: ppp3ca
Product: protein phosphatase 3, catalytic subunit, alpha isozyme
Exons: 14
Coding region: 1-1662 (553 amino acids)
Biological process (GO): calcineurin-NFAT signaling cascade
Cellular component (GO): cytosol; cytoplasm; calcineurin complex
Molecular function (GO): calmodulin binding; calmodulin-dependent protein phosphatase activity
Source: RefSeq, a predicted model, not a curated record
AUGAAGAUGUCUAACGCUGACAUCGUCUUAAACGCCACCGAUCGGAUGGUGAAAUCGGUCCCCUUCCCCCUGAGCCACCGCCUCACUUUGAAGGAAGUGUUUGACUCAGAAGGCAAGCCUCGGGUGGAUCUCCUGAAGGCCCACCUCACCAAGGAGGGCCGAGUGGAGCAGGCUGUGGCGCUGCGCAUCAUCGAUGAGGGGGCAGCCAUCCUGCGACAAGAGAAAACCAUCCUGGACAUCGAGGCACCGGUUACAGUGUGUGGGGACAUCCAUGGGCAAUUCUUUGAUCUUAUGAAGCUGUUUGAAGUGGGAGGAUCACCAGCGACUACGCGCUACCUGUUCCUCGGGGACUACGUUGACCGCGGCUACUUCAGUAUUGAGAUGUUUCGUCCAUCUUUAUAUACAGUCUAUUCUUGGAUCCUUUGCACAUGUAAUAACAUUUUGUCUAUGUGUUUGUUUCAACAGUGUGUUUUAUACCUUUGGUCGCUGAAAAUCCUCUAUCCAAAGACUUUAUUUUUACUUCGUGGAAAUCAUGAAUGUAGACAUUUGACAGAAUAUUUCACCUUCAAACAAGAAUGUAAAAUCAAGUACUCAGAGCAGGUCUAUGACUCAUGUAUGGAUGCAUUUGACUGCCUUCCCCUGGCUGCACUCAUGAACCAGCAGUUUCUGUGUGUCCAUGGUGGACUCUCACCUGAAAUACACACCUUAGAUGACAUUAAAAAGCUGGACCGAUUCAAGGAGCCACCAGCUUUCGGGCCCAUGUGUGACCUGCUGUGGGCUGAUCCUCUGGAAGACUUUGGCAAUGAGAAAACCCAGGAAUACUUCAGCCACAACACAGUGCGAGGCUGCUCUUAUUUCUACAGUUAUCCGGCCGUCUGUGAGUUCCUACAGAGCAAUAACCUAUUAUCAAUUAUUCGAGCGCAUGAAGCACAAGAUGCAGGCUACCGCAUGUACCGCAAAAGUCAGACGACUGGAUUCCCCUCGCUCAUCACCAUCUUCUCAGCGCCCAACUACCUGGAUGUUUACAACAACAAAGCUGCUGUACUGAAGUAUGAAAAUAACGUCAUGAACAUCCGACAGUUCAACUGCUCCCCCCAUCCCUACUGGCUGCCCAACUUUAUGGACGUGUUCACCUGGUCUCUGCCAUUUGUGGGAGAGAAGGUCACAGAAAUGCUGGUGAAUGUGCUGAGCAUCUGCUCUGAUGAUGAACUCAUGAUGAAUGAUGAAGAAGAAGAAGAGAUCUUUGAUGCCAAUGCAGCUGCCGCACGUAAGGAGGUGAUCAAGAACAAGAUCCGAGCUAUUGGGAAAAUGGCCAAAAUGUUCCAAGUUCUCAGAGAGGAGAGUGAAAAUGUGUUGACGCUGAAGGGCCUGACGCCCACUGGCAUGCUGCCGAGCGGGGUUCUCUCUGGAGGCAGACAGACACUGCAGAGCGCCACCAUUGAAGCCAUUGAAGCCAUCGAGCCGCAGGAUGAGGACGGAGAAGCGAUCCGUGGCUUCUCCCCCCAGCACAAGAUCAACAGCUUUGCAGAGGCCAAGGGCCUGGACCGCAUCAACGAGCGCAUGCCACCUCGCAGGGAUGGGGUGAACCAUGUGGGUCAAUCCAUGGGGAAGAUGAAUAUGUCGGAGGCAAAUGGCACGGAUGACAACAGCAACAUCCAGUGA